Messenger RNA from Scomber japonicus (chub mackerel), 2356 nucleotides. RefSeq names its product uridine-cytidine kinase 2b (gene uck2b). Gene Ontology annotation, cellular component: cytosol; cytoplasm. Gene Ontology annotation, molecular function: kinase activity; ATP binding. NCBI's taxonomy places the organism in Eukaryota, Metazoa, Chordata, Actinopteri, Scombriformes, Scombridae. The transcript has 7 exons. The record is from RefSeq and is a predicted model, not a curated record. The coding region runs from base 159 to 1016 and encodes 285 amino acids.
AUUUGUUUUCCCACCCGCAUUCUACUAAGACCCGCCCUCGGCCUGUGAUUGGCUAGUACUUGUAGUCUUGUUGGUUCUAUUGGUUGGGUUAGCAUGAGGAGUGACAUUGUUGUGUUCAGAGCCAAUCACAGGCAGAGUAGGGGGCGAGUGUUCGUAGAAUGCGGGUGGAGGAAAAAAAUCACACUAGUGAUGUGCCAGCGCAGACGUUCACACCACACAUUGCAAGUAUGGCCGGGGACACUGAGACACAUCUAAGGGACCGGGGCGAGAGCACCGACGUUAUUCGGCAACCUUUUCUCAUCGGUGUCUCCGGAGGCACCGCCAGCGGCAAGUCUUCUGUAUGCGAGAAGAUCAUGGAGCUGCUGGGGCAGAACAAAAUCGACCACCACCAGAGACAGGUGGUGAUCCUCAGCCAGGACAGCUUCUAUAAGGUGCUGACUCCAGACCAGAAGGCCAAGGCUCUAAAGGGCCAGUUUAACUUCGAUCAUCCAGAUGCCUUUGACAAUGAACUGGUAAUGCAAACACUCAGGCAGAUCCUGCAGGGGAAGACUGUCCAGAUCCCAGUUUAUGACUUUGUCAGUCAUUCCAGGAAAGAUGAGUUUAUUACGGUGUAUCCGGCCGAUGUGGUCCUGUUUGAGGGUAUCCUGAUGUUCUACUCACAGGAGAUCAGAGAUCUAUUCCAGAUGAAGCUGUUUGUUGACACAGACCCAGACACACGGCUCUCACGCAGAGUUCUAAGAGACAUCAGUGAACGUGGAAGAGAGCUGGAGCAAGUGCUUGCACAGUACAUCACUUUUGUGAAACCGGCCUUUGAGGAGUUCUGCUUACCAACAAAGAAGUACGCAGAUGUGAUUAUUCCCCGAGGAGCAGAUAACCUUGUGGCAAUCAACUUGAUAGUACAGCACAUCCAAGACAUUCUGAAUGGUGGACUAAGCAAGCGGCACAACGGCUGCAUGAACGGCCACAGCACUCCACGACAGCGGCGGACUUCUGAGUCCAGCAGCCGGCCUCAUUGACCUCAUCGCACCUCUCUUCACAGAGCGGAGAGGGGUGUGGGGGGGUCGCGCUGUAAAUAAUGCCUGUUGGCACCACUGUAUUUAAUGGGGGGGGGGGGGUGGAUGACAUGAGAUGCAAAAAGAAUUGAAAUGCCUUUUAUUAUGACUACUCUUGUUAUUAGUUAUCUUCAUGGUAAUUGUUGAACUAGAUUUUUGUCAGGAAGGUUGAAAGGAAGAAGCUCUGUUAUUGUGAUGAGACCAUGGGUUAAAAUUGACCCCCAUGCAUUUUCCUCCCAGUUUGCAUUUUGUUUAUGUAUCCCCUGCUGCUUCAUGGAAGUUCACGCUGAUGAUGAAUAAAAGAGGGGGGAAAACAUUUUUUUUUUUUUUAAAUGUCUGAUAAAACUUGAACCCUAAUGGCCGGGGCGUGUCAUAAAUGUUUGGGUGAGUUCCAAACGUGAAAGGUGUGGAUUUGAAGAAAGGUUGAGCAAACUGGGAUUGCAUUCUGUAUUUGUACUGACAAUCUUGGAAGUGUUUCCUAUCCUCCCUUUUUUUCAGUGUUAAAGUUCACUCAUUGUGUUACACUGUUUACUACACAAAGUGUCCACCACAUUGGUUCUCUGUAAUGUCUGCUGCAGCAGCAGAAACACACUAUAUGAUUUUUCAGUACUGAUUGUCACGUGCAGAAUAAUGCAGACCAAUGAAGCCAAAGGCUGGAAGGUUCAACCAACUGCUAUAUUAACUCAGUCCAGUGUUGUGGGUAUCGUUACAUUUUUGGGAUGUGUAUCCCCUCUAAUUAAUAGCCUCUUGGUUUAUAUUGACUAUCCCAAUUAAAGCUAAUUUAUACAGGACAUUUUCCAAUCACGAUGAGGUAAUUGAGAUUUGUAUACAAGUUAGUAAUCUUCCCCAGUUAAGAUGGUGCUGCUUGCAUUCACAGUGAAGGCAAAGCUGAUGAAUAUAAGAUAUUACAGUUGUACUCAGGUUGGCGAUACCAUUAUGAAAUGCUCCAAAAUUGUAUGAUGGUGUUCAAAGCCACAGCAAUAUGUUACCCCAGGUGUAUGGCCAUUAACCACAGAGACCCACCACAAUGCCUCUGCAAAGUUGCCUCAGGUUACCGUAUGUACAGUAAGUAUCCACACUAGAAAUGAGUUUCCAUUCUGACACAAGGUUACAACAAUAAAGUUGUUGAUUGAAUUUUGUAUUCCAUGUGCUGAAUUUGUUGUGUAUAGUGUAAUUGGUUGAAUGAUUUGUACGAUGAGAUUUGUACCGUAUGACUGUUGAACUGGCUUGGGGUUGUUUGGUGAUUUGUAACUUGAUUGACGUCGUCAAUUGGCUUUAAUGAUCAAUAAACUUAUGCAGCCGUG